CGAAUACCUACUAAUGAUCAAUAUAUUCGUGAUUUAGAGAAUCUUUCUUAAAGGUAAUUCAAAUUUACUAUCUUUAGAGAACGGCAUGGAUUAUUCUCAUAGCCUCCUCCUCUUUCAGUUGGUGAUUAAUAUAACGAUUCUUAAAAAAGUAUUAAGAAAAUGCUAAGUAGGUAAGGGAAACAAAAAGGGAGUUCUAAUUAAUUAAAAAAUACAAAAUCAUCAUGAACCCUCAUUAUUUAUGAACCCAGGUUAUAUUUCAAUAGGUGAUCCUUACAAAGAUCCCUUUAAGGCUAAAUAAAUUUAUGAUAAAGAAAAAGAAAUGGCAAUAUCAAAUCCAUAAAGUUUUAAACCUACUGACAAAUCUAAAUCUAUGUACCUCUCUUGGUAUCAUAUUUAUUUAGAAAACACUCCGAAUUUGAGCAUUUAAAAGAAUAUGACGAUAAAAAGUAUAAUACUAGGAAAGCAUCUGGAGAAGUUAUCACUUAAGCAAGAAAUUUCUAAACAAAUCCUGCAAAAAAGGGUUUAGGAAGAAGAACUAUAAAUAAUUUAUUUGGAAAUUAUGAAUACAUCCCUGAUCCAUAUGAUAGAUAAGAGGAAUUAGAUAGAUCAGAGAGACUUAAAUAUAAAAGUAAAUUGUUACCAGGAACCAUCAGAUUUGUUUCGACAAGUCAUGGAAAUAGGCCAUUUACAUCUGAUGGAGACUUAUUAGAUGGAGCAGGAUAUGUAUUUUGAUUCAUUCAUUUUAUCAAGAUUGAAUAAAAAGUUAAGCGUCCAAGAUAUAAAGGAGUACCUUUUAGACCAUCUAAUAAAAAUAAAUAUGGAUUUUAAGGAACUUUUGAAGUUUUUUAAUAUGUUGAAGAAGGAGCACCAGAACCAAAAACAAAAUAAAAUACUUUUUCAAAAUUAUUGAAGACUGAUACAUAUGAAAGACCAUGGAGACCUAAUUCAAAUGGUACACAUGCUAGACCUUGUCCAAGUGUAUCUCAAAAAUUAAGAAAUAGAAGUGGAGGUACUACAAGAAUUUGA
Molecule: messenger RNA, 1026 nt
Organism: Paramecium primaurelia
Lineage: Eukaryota; Ciliophora; Oligohymenophorea; Peniculida; Parameciidae
Source: the annotation of a GenBank genome assembly